Messenger RNA from Cottoperca gobio, 2649 nucleotides. It is a transcript of the gene cpne5b, whose product is annotated as copine Vb. Bases 1 to 1719 code for a protein of 572 amino acids. Gene Ontology annotation, cellular component: plasma membrane. The transcript has 20 exons. Lineage: Eukaryota; Metazoa; Chordata; Actinopteri; Perciformes; Bovichtidae. The record is from RefSeq and is a predicted model, not a curated record. Gene Ontology annotation, molecular function: calcium-dependent phospholipid binding. Gene Ontology annotation, biological process: cellular response to calcium ion.
AUGGAGAUGAUGGAGGGAGACGUUACGGACAAACUAGAGGACAUGUCUUCGGUGUACGACUUCGACCCGAUCACCGGAAACAUCCCCGCCACCAAAGUAGAAAUCACCGUCUCCUGCAGAAAUCUGCUGGAUAAAGACACAUUCUCCAAGUCAGAUCCAUUGUGUGUGCUCUAUACUCAAGGUGUUGAGACUAAACAGUGGAGAGAGUUUGGCAGAACAGAAGUGAUAGACAACACCCUAAACCCAGACUUUGUUCGAAAGUACAUCUUGGACUACUUUUUUGAGGAGAAGCAGAACCUUCGCUUUGACUUGUAUGAUGUCGACUCCAAAAGCCCAGACCUGUCCAAACAUGACUUUUUGGGUCAGACCUUCUGUACUCUUGGGGAGAUUGUUGGAUCACCAGCCAGUCGACUGGAGAAACCUCUGGGGGGGAUCCAAGGGAAGAAAUGUGGCUCUAUCGUCCUGUCCGCAGAGGAGCUGAGCAAUUGUCGAGACAGUGCCACUAUGCAGUUCUGUGCCAACAAGCUGGACAAGAAAGACUUCUUUGGCAAGUCGGACCCUUUCAUGGUCUUCUACAGAAGCAACGAGGAUGGAACGUUUACAAUCUGCCAUAAAACUGAGGUGGUGAAGAACACAUUAAAUCCAGUGUGGCAGCCUUUCACUAUCCCAGUACGAGCGCUCUGCAAUGGAGACUACGACAGAACAAUCAAGGUGGAGGUGUACGAUUGGGAUAGGGAUGGCAGCCAUGACUUCAUUGGGGAUUUUACAACCAGCUACCGAGAGCUAGCUCGGGGGCAGAGCCAGUUCAAUGUGUAUGAGGUGAUUAAUACAAAGAAGAAAAUGAAGAAAAAGAAAUAUGUCCACUCUGGAACGGUGACCCUGCUCUCGUUCUCUGUGGAGUCAGAGUUCACGUUCUUAGAUUACAUCAAAGGAGGGACGCAGAUCAAUUUCACUGUGGCCAUCGAUUUCACAGCAUCUAAUGGUAACCCCUCCCAGUCCACUUCGCUGCACUACAUGAACCCCUACCAGCUGAACGCCUACGCCAUGGCCCUGAAGGCUGUUGGGGAGAUCAUUCAGGACUAUGACAGUGACAAGAUGUUCCCCGCUUUGGGCUUUGGAGCCAAACUGCCCCCUGAUGGACGGGUGUCGCAUGAGUUUCCACUGAACGGAGACCUGGAAAAUCCGUACUGCAACGGGAUCGAGGGCAUCUUAGAGGCAUACCACCAGAGUCUGAAGACAGUGCAGCUGUACGGUCCAACUAACUUCGCUCCUGUGGUGAAUCAUGUUGCCAGGUAUGCAGCUGCGGUGCAGGACGGCUCUCAGUACUUUGUGCUCCUCAUCAUCACAGACGGCGUCAUUUCCGACAUGGCCCAGACCAAAGAGGCCAUUGUAAAUGGUGCCAAGCUUCCCAUGUCCAUCAUCAUAGUGGGAGUGGGUCAGGCUGAGUUUGACGCUAUGGUGGAGCUGGAUGGUGAUGACAUCAGGAUCUCGUCCCGGGGGAAACUGGCAGAGAGAGACAUUGUUCAGUUUGUUCCCUUCAGAGAUUAUAUGGACCGAACAGGCAACCAUGUGCUAAGCAUGGCUCGGCUUGCUAAGGACGUGCUAGCAGAGAUCCCAGACCAGUUCAUCUCUUACAUGAAGAGCCGGGGUGUCAAACCCAACCCGGCGCCACCUCCCUACACACCGCCCGGACACACACACCACCACACACAGAUCUGAAACCCUCCUCUCAGCUUUUCUAAAGGGCCUGACAGCAUGCAGAAGCCACUCCAGAGUCCAGUGGGAACUCUCUACCUCCUGUUGUUUGGUGCAAACAGGAGCAACAGGAAAUGGCCAUUGAAGUGUGCUGUAUCCUCCCAGUGACUAUUGGAGCAACAUUUUCUUUUUUCUGGUUUGUUUCUGUGAUAUAUUCAUUUGGAUGAUUUCUCUUAAAGAGAGGCUCAUACUUACCAGGACUCGCUGGUGAAAGCCUUUUAAUCCGACACUGAGGCAGUGACUGUUUCACGUCUAAUUUGACAGCAGGUUGGUUCAAAAAGGUCAUGUUGUGGUUAAAACUUGUGCCUGUAUGUGGUUGUUUCUCUAAUUGUAUCAGGACAUGUGAACUUUGACCUAAGCCUUGCUCGUCAGUCAAUGGUGUGGCCUAACGCAGUGAUAUUUUUUAGGCACCUUUUCCCUUCUGGAAUUAGUUUUUAUAUCUGGGGAUUAUCUCCAUAUCUGCUAAUGCAUCGGUUAUGACGGAGGAAAAACUACAGGUGUGUAGUUUACAGUUUAUUACGUUAUGAUCAUUAAUCAGGCUUUUCAUACCAUGAGGUGUCACCUCUUCUCUUCUUUGUUAGGUAAAUGUUUAUAAGAGCAUGUUGUAUGAGAAGUUAAUUCCCCAUAUCCCAGUAUAUUUAUCCUCCAAUGUUAUUCAGAGCGGCAUGGACAUUUGAUCUGUUUUGAAGUGGUCACCAAUAAUUUAAGUGAUUGCAUAUAACAAGCACAACCUGUCUCUAUACCAAGGACAAGCUUAUGAUAAUGCUACCAAUCAUAUUUAAUUGUUUUGAGUGCUGACAUUCACUGUUUCUGAAAAAAGUACACAAAUCAUUCAUGAAAGUCAAAUAUAUUUGUACUGCAGCUGCAAUUCAACAUAAAAUAUUGAAAAUAUGA